AAAAAAAAAAAAAUAAAAAAACAAAUGAAGUGAAGUGAAGAAGGAAGCAUGUGUACAUUUACAUACACAUUAGACGUACACAUAUUACGGUAUUCUGUGUUUUAAUAAAUUAUAAAUAAAAAAAAAAAAAAAUAAGGAAACAAAAAAAAAGGAAAAACAUUAGAAAUGGAAAAGAGAGGAGAAGAGAAUUUUAAAAAUGUGUGAGAACUAGAGAUAUAAUAAAGAGUAAAUACGAAAGCAUAAGAACAAAAGUAAAAGGAAAUAAGAAAACCGUUAAAGAAAAUUUAUUAAUAUUAAUCAAAAAGGAUUUCGAAAUUGAAUACUAAAACUAUUGAUGAACUCCUAAAAAACCUCUUGAUGCAUCCUUAGUGUUUACAUCAGCCUGAGUUGUAAUGCGCCUUGGGGGUGGUGUACCAUACGACGGCGACCCCCCGACAAUGAGCGCUGCUGGCAACGACUAUGCCGAAUUAUGUGAUCUUGGACCUACGCGAUGGAGCUCGCGUGGCUACUAUCAUGUACCACCACCCGCGCACAGUUCAUCUUUGCAUCCUAGCAUACUGCAGCAGACCUCCACACAUUCAUCCUCUAGUGUGCCGACCGGCGGUUCGGCUGGUCUUACGGCUCAUCAUUUGCGUGCAACAACUAGCAGUUACGAAGCUGAAGAUAUUGCGGCCGCUACCUAUGGCAUGACAACACCACCGCCAGGUGUAAGUGGUUUAACAAAUAGUUACGCUGUUAAUUCACGUAUCGGCAACAGUACCAACUCGUUACGAGCGGGUCGCUCUGGUUUAUAUUAUUCACCACCUGGUACAUCGUAUACGAUUAUAGAACGACCGCAUUCACCUCACUACUAUUACAAUUCGGCAGGCGUGGCAACAAAAGGAGGUUCAUUACCAGGCCGUGGUUCUGCUUAUCUAUCGUCAUCGCCCGCUAGUCAUUUAGCCAAUAUGAGUGGCGCACUGCCUACCUCGACGGCAGCAAGAUAUGCGAUAUCCUCUGCCUCCGGUGUUAAUGGUGGCAAUAAAAAGCGACCUAUAUCACCAGAGCAGGUGUUACGUAUGUUUGGUGCCACCCAAUCGUCUUCAGUUCCUACCAGCAGUUACCAUUAUAGCAAUGGCACACGUGACCGUACGGGGCGACGUAGUCCUGCCAGUAGUCCCCCUUCAACAACACAUCAGAUCUAUCGCGAUAGGGACAGAGAUCGAAGCGUGCCCAAUAUACAUGAGCUUUCUACGCGAACGGUAACUAUGUCGCGUGAUCAACACAUUGAUCAUGGCUUCGGAAUAUGUGUCAAAGGAGGUAAAGACUCAGGAUUGGGUGUGUAUAUAUCCCGCAUUGAGGAAAACUCUAUAGCGGAACGUGCUGGUUUGCGUCCCGGUGAUACAAUCCUAGAAGUGAAUGGCACACCGUUCACUUCAAUCAAUCACGAGGAGGCGUUAAAAAGAUGUGUGCAGAUACUGAAAUCAUCACGUCAAAUCAGUAUGACGGUACGUUCACCACCCAUACUGAGUACGACAGCGCCUUUGCAUGGCUUCGGUCCACCCUCUAGAGAUCCGAUGUAUGCAUCUAUGGUUCCCCUGCUGUCCCAAACACAAACGGCAUUACCAGUAGGUACUAGCAUAGGGAGUACAGGGACCUUACCAUUUCGUCAAACAUGUUCCUGGAUGGAUCGUCAUGGUAGACCCGCCUCACCGCCUAUGGAAUACGGCGGUCGCAGAUCCGACCGUCGCGAUAGAAUAAGACGUGUCGAAUUGCUAAUAGAGCCCGGACAAUCGUUAGGAUUAAUGAUACGCGGUGGCGUUGAAUAUGGUUUGGGCAUAUUUGUUACCGGUGUAGAUAAGGAAAGUGUAGCGGACCGUGCUGGGUUAAUGGUGGGUGAUGAAAUAUUAGAAGUCAACGGCCAAUCAUUUCAGGAUGUAACUCAUGAUGAGGCGGUCAGCCAGUUAAAGUAUCAUAAGCGUAUGUCAUUGCUCAUACGCGACGUUGGCAAAGUGCCGCAUUCCUGCACCUCCAUUGAAAUAGAGCCUUGGGAUGCUUAUAGUCCAACGGGGACAAGAGCUCGUCGAAAAGGUCAAAUUACGGCCAUGGUUGAGGAGAAAGCUCGUUCACUUUUGCCUCGACAUCAUUUCGCAAGUCUUUCGUAUUACAUAGCUGAAUAUAGUGCGAAAGCAAUGACCAUAGAUGCCUUUGUAGCCGUCUUACUUGAAAUGCUAGAUACAUACGAAAAGCAUACGCUGGUAACGGAAAUACGUGAACUCAUAUUUCCGGAAGAUCGCACCCGUUAUGAUGAGCUAGUUUAUAGAAGAGAACGUGAUCCUUACGGUAGCGAAAGAGUGCGGCGUAAAGGAGAGAACGUACGUGAUUUGCCGGACUACGGCUAUGAUGAACAUAGGUCACGAAGAAGCAGUGAAACUCGAUUACCGCACACGGAAUACGAACAUGAUGUGGAACAGGGCGGCUACCUAGAUGGAUUACGUUCACAUUUGGGUGGUUUAACACAACGUGUCAAAUCAUGGUAUUGGGGACGACCUAUUGAGUUGGCUACAAAACUCUCGAGAAGUUUCGAUAUGAAGGAAGAUGGCAGCACAUUACUAAAUGAGAAGGGUGUACGUAGACAUCAGUCUAUGCAACGUUUGUCAGCUGAGCAGAAUGGUUCAACGACUGAUCAAAUUCAUGAACACAAUCCCAACGUCGUACCUGAUAACAGAGGCAAUUUACAUGUAACCGUAAAGAAAACAAAACCAAUUUUAGGUAUUGCCAUUGAAGGUGGUGCUAACACAAAACAUCCGCUUCCCAGGAUCAUCAAUAUACAUGAAAAUGGUGCAGCUUAUGAAGCAGGUGGCCUAGAGGUAGGACAAUUAAUACUUGAAGUAGAUGGGAAUAAAGUUGAAGGUCUACAUCAUGAGGAGGUUGCCCGCUUAAUAGCUGAAUGUUUCGCUAAUCGUGAAAAGUCUGAAAUUACGUUCUUAGUAGUCGAAGCAAAAAAAUCAAACCUUGAACCUAAACCAACAGCAUUAAUAUUUUUAGAAGCCUAACAUUUGCUUGCCCUGCCGGCUAGUGAUGACCCAUUGGAACAGCAGAAACUUGAGUUCCUAUACGAAUGGGGUAUCGACGUAACGACAACGCCAAAACCAAUGCCAACACCAAUACCGCUCACAAAAGCUAAAAAUCCACCGCCACUGCCAUCAUCACUUAAUAGCCAUCAGCAUAGCAAUGGAAACAACAUCAAUAACAUCGCCAAAAAUCCUCAUAAAACGACACGUCAAAAAGAAGAAGAACAGCGUUAUCAUCAAUUUUAUCAUUUACAUAGAUCAGGAGCACGCUGUAGUCGCACCCAUUUCGAUACAAAAACGCAAAAACAAA
Glossina fuscipes is the source of this 3363-nucleotide messenger RNA. It is a transcript of the gene dysc, whose product is annotated as whirlin. Gene Ontology annotation, cellular component: stereocilia ankle link complex; stereocilium tip; plasma membrane. The record is from RefSeq and is a predicted model, not a curated record. NCBI's taxonomy places the organism in Eukaryota, Metazoa, Arthropoda, Insecta, Diptera, Glossinidae. Gene Ontology annotation, molecular function: protein binding. The coding region runs from base 393 to 3035 and encodes 880 amino acids. The transcript has 16 exons.